Molecule: messenger RNA, 2681 nt
Organism: Gastrolobium bilobum
Lineage: Eukaryota; Viridiplantae; Streptophyta; Magnoliopsida; Fabales; Fabaceae
Product: histone-lysine N-methyltransferase, H3 lysine-9 specific SUVH1-like
Exons: 3
Coding region: 309-2309 (666 amino acids)
Cellular component (GO): nucleus
Molecular function (GO): zinc ion binding; protein binding; histone methyltransferase activity
Source: RefSeq, a predicted model, not a curated record
ACUUUGUUCCCAUAAACUCACUUAAAUUUUCAAGCUCUUCCUCACUUGCAGCUUCAUCCAUCACAAGCUUCAGCAAUCAAUCACUCCCACAAGAAAAUGAUGAAACUUUCCAAGUUGGGGUUUGAAAUGAAGUUGUGAAUUUGAUUAGUUUGUCUGGUUUGGGCUAAAGGGAAAGAGAAAUAAAAGGUUGGGGUGGGGUGGCUUUUGUUUGAGGGAAAAAAGAGGGAGAUUUAUAACCAAAAAAAGGAGGAAAUUUCUAGCUGGUGGAGGUUGAUUUUCCGUGAGCUUGAUUAAAAAGAGAUCUGAUAAUGGAAGAAGGGUUAGGUCAAAACUCAGUUCCUCCUUCAGGUUCCAUUGACAAGUCUAGGAUUCUGGAUAUUAAACCUCUUAGGUGUUUGAUUCCUGUUUUCCCAAUAUCUCCUCAACCUCCACCUUCUGGCCAAUAUCCUUCUGGGUAUUCUCCUUUUUUCCCAUUUGGUGCACCUCAGACAGCAAGGGAUGGUGCUAUACCAGCUCCAAUAAGGGCAUUUAGGAGCCCCCUAGGGGCAGGAGACACAAGUUCAACAAUGGAGGGGUUCAAUGAUCAUGAUAUUUCUGGUAACAAAAAACAUGCAGCAUCGCGUUUGAACCGCUACAAAUCAUCCAUAAAGAAAUAUAAGACAAGUCAAGAGUCACAUAUUGACUUAAGUGCUUUAGUUAAUAUUAGCCCCGCGCAAAGAGAAGAUGGUAUCCGUGAAGUGGUUGAUAUUACACUCAUGACAUUUGAUGCACUUAGAAGAAGACUCUGCCAACUUGAAGAUGCCAAGGAAUUGAGCACGGGUUCAAUCAAGCGUGCAGAUUUAAGAGCUUGCAAGAUUUUGAUGACGAAAGGAAUUCGGACAAACAUGAGGAAGAGAAUAGGAUUUGUUCCUGGGGUUGAGAUUGGGGACAUUUUCUUUUUCCGAACAGAAUUAUGUAUUGUGGGUUUGCAUGCUCCCAGCAUGGGUGGGAUUGACUCCUUGCAUAUCAGGGGUGAGUCUGAGGAGGAAACUAUGGUGGCUAUAAGCAUAGUUUCAUCAGGAGAAUAUGACGAUGAUGCGGAGGAUAAUGAUGUUAUAAUUUAUACUGGUCAGGGUGGGAACUCUAGCUUCAACAAGAAAGAUAAGGUCGUGAUGGAUCAGAAGCUUCAUAGGGGUAAUCUUGCUUUGGAUAAUAGUUCACGACUGCACAAUGAAGUAAGAGUCAUCCGCGGCAUGAGAGAUGCUGUGAAUCCGAAUGCAAAAAUCUAUGUCUAUGAUGGUCUGUAUCAAAUCCAAAAUUCAUGGGUAGAAAGAGCAAAAAAUGGCGGUGAUGUAUUUAAGUAUAAGUUGGUAAGAAUGCCUGGACAGCCUAGUGCCUUUUCCGUUUGGAAAUCGGUUCAGAAGUGGAAGUCUGGCUCCCCUUCAAGGACUGGACUUAUUCUUGCGGACCUUUCCGCAGGAGCUGAGAGUAUUCCUGUAUCACUUGUCAAUGAUGUUGAUAAUGUGAAGGCGCCUGCUUAUUUCACUUAUUUCCAUUCUCUUAGACAUCCAAAAUCAUUCAGUUUAACGCAACCCUCCAAUGGGUGCAACUGUGCUAAAGCAUGUGUACCUGGUGAUUUGAACUGCUCUUGCAUUAGGAGAAAUGAAGGUGAUUUCCCAUACACUGGCAAUGGCAUUCUGGUGAGUCGGAAGCAAAUGGUUCAUGAAUGCGGCCCCACAUGUCAGUGUUUUCCUAACUGCAAAAAUCGAGUAUCCCAAACUGGUUUAAAGCUCUACAUGGAAGUAUUCAAAACAAAGGAUAGAGGGUGGGGUCUUCGAUCACUGGAUGCUAUUCGUGCUGGAACUUUUAUUUGUGAGUAUGCAGGAGAAGUUAUUGACAGAGACAAGGUAAGUCAUCAUGUGAAGGAAAGAUAUAAUGAUGAGUAUGUUUUCGAUACAACCUGUAUUUAUGAUCCAUUCAAGUGGAAUUAUGAGCCUAAGUUGCUGGAAGAAGUGAGUACAAAUGACACUAGUGAGGAUUAUGCUAUACCGUAUCCUCUAAUUAUAAGUGCCAAGAAUGUUGGAAAUGUAGCUAGAUUCAUGAAUCAUAGUUGCUCCCCAAAUGUUUUCUGGCAGCCUGUCUUAUAUGAAGAAAACAAUCAAUCCUUCCUCCAUGUUGCAUUUUUUGCACUCAGACACAUUCCGCCGAUGACAGAGUUAACUUAUGAUUAUGGAUUUGCUCGAUCUGAUCAUGCUGAGGGUAGCAGUGCACCCAAAGGGAGAAACAAAUGCUUAUGCGGAUCAUCAAAAUGCCAUGGAUCUUUUGGUUGACAUUUUGUGACUGCUGCUCACAGACUGACAUGGUACUGGCAAAAGCAUUCAUGGCUAAAAAGGUGGAUGAUGACAUUAUAUAUCAAGUGCCAGAUCCAGUUUUAGAAGUUCCAGUUUAGUAGAUGUUUGCUCCCAAAUAUUGUGGUCAAGUUUUAGGUGUGUUAGACUAUAAAUAAAUCAUAUGAGUAUGGCCCUUUUUUUGGCUCCAACUUUAUCUAAAUAGUCAGUGAAGUGGUAUAAUUUUGUAAAAUUUGCGCUGGGAAUGGCCACAAUGCACUAGAAAGUAUAAAACUAGUGAUAUGCAUCCUGACUUUUAUCUCUGACUUUGUCCUCUUUACAUGGAUCUGUUGUUAUGUAAUUAAUCUUGCUUAG